AUGCCUCCUUUUUAAAAAAAUAAUAAGAGCAAAGAAUUUUAUAAAACUAAAUCUUUUACAUUUUUUGUUUUCUUCAAGAAAAGACGUCGAUUAUAGAAAACUUUUGUGCAUUAUAUCUCAUAUUCUUUAAUUAAUGAUAUCUAAGUCAAGAUAGAGAUAUUAAAUUGUAAUUAUAAAUAUUUCAAUUAUUUUUCAGCAUAACUUUAUUGGAAAUAUGUUUAUCAGCUCUUUUUGGAUUAUAUCAAGUAAAUAUUUAUUUUUGAAUUAGAUUUUUCAAGAAGCCUUUGAAGCAACUUAAAAAUAUUUCCCCUUUUAUUAAAAUACUAGCUCAUUUAUGA
Messenger RNA from Paramecium sonneborni, 338 nucleotides. The record is from the annotation of a GenBank genome assembly. Lineage: Eukaryota; Ciliophora; Oligohymenophorea; Peniculida; Parameciidae.